This is a messenger RNA of Tetranychus urticae (two-spotted spider mite), 2207 nucleotides long. The record is from RefSeq and is a predicted model, not a curated record. Lineage: Eukaryota; Metazoa; Arthropoda; Arachnida; Trombidiformes; Tetranychidae.
UAAAUAAUCGCAAUAAUUGAGAAAAUCGUCCGUUUUUGGUGAAAACGCUUUACUAAAAACGUAAAAUUUGUAGCUUCGGAAUAUGAAAGAAAUUGUGGGCAAAUUUUUCUCUGAUAACUUCGUCAUCAACAUUUAUAUGGGAAUCAUUGUUAACCUUAUAGAAGCUUGGGAACCUCACCGUGCAGCUAAACCAGCCAUAAACAAUACUUUGGAAACAGCUAGUCUACGUAAACAUGCAAACUAUCACAAGAAUCAUCUAAAUAAAUUAUUACAGCAAACUACAGAUUUACUGAAAGAAGGAUAUCUUGAUGAAGAGGUGGUCUUAGAUUACACAUCAAAGUUAACUAAUAUUUUGAGAGAAUGUAAUGUUACUCUUCGAUGGUUAAUGCUGCAUACAUUUUCAAACCCUAAUGUGGAGACUCAUUGGACAACCUUUAAAAAGUGUAAACAAUCUCGAGAUGUGAUAAUAAGCGAAACUGGUCAUGAUCCAGUGAAAAUUUUUGAAUUGCUGAUGCAUACCUCACAAUUAGAAUUGAAAGUGAAAGAAAUUUAUAAACAAUUGCUCAAUGAAAAGCGUGAAAAAUGGGACAAAUAUCAAAGUGAAGCUGUCGAUAGGAUAUCGGAAUUAUCGGAAGUAUUUUCUGGUAGCAAGCCAUUGACCCGUAUUGAACCCAAUUCUAGUCUUCAAGAAUGGUUUGGACAACUUGCAAGUCAAAUAAAAGCUCUUGACGAAAUUCAAGAUUUCCAUCAAUUAGAAGGCAGUAUACAAGUCAAGCAACAGGGUAUUCAAAGAGAUCCAACUCUAGUCAUUAAACUUCGAGCUACUUUUCUCAAGCUUGCCUCUGCUUUGGAUUUGCCCUUACUUCGGAUAAAUCAAGCAUCGAGUCCUGAUUUGGUCCCCGUCUCACAAUAUUAUUCAACUGAAUUGGUUUCAUAUGUUAGAAAAGUUCUUCACAUCAUUCCCGACUCUUUAUUUCGCCUUAUGGCACGGAUAAUUGAAUUGCAAACAAAUCAAAUUCAAGAGCUUCCCACCCGAUUAAUGAAAGAUCAACUUCGAUCGUAUGCUUUUCUUGAAGAAAGAUAUGAAGUUGCUCAGUUAACUCAUUCCAUUUCUGUUUUUACCGAAGGAAUGCUCAUGAUGAAGACAACAUUAGUUGGUAUCAUUCAAAUCGAUCCCAAAAAGUUACUUGAAGAUGGUAUCCGUAAAGAGCUAGUAAUCCAAGUUGCCAAAGCAUUACACCAAGGAUUAGUUUUCAAUCAAAGAGUAAAACCAAGUGAACUUGUUCCCAAGUUAAGAAUUAUCUGUAACAUCAUGGAUGGUUUACGUCGCUCAUUUGAAUAUAUCCAAGAUUAUGUGUGUAUUUAUGGUCUAAAGAUAUGGCAAGAAGAAGUCUCGAGAAUUGUCAGUUACAACGUUGAACAAGAAUGUAAUGCUUUUAUGCGUCACAAAGUUCUUGAUUGGGAAAGUAUAUAUCAAUCGAAGACUAUCCCUGUGCCUAAAUUUCCUCCAUUGGAUCAAUUUUCAGUCAAUUUUAUCGGUCGAUAUCGGAAAAUUUUGAGAAUCACUGAUCCAAGAACCACCAUUUACGUGAACUCUUCAAGAACCUGGUAUGAUAAUGAAACACGGGCUGAAAUUGUUGAUCCCAAAUUAUUUAAACUAAUUUUACAAAGCACGGGAACAGCUGGAAUCAAUGGCCUUUAUCGAUUACUUUCAUUUAUGAUUGUCAGUGAACUGGGGGAAAUUGAAUAAUUAAUCGAGAAACAAUUGCUGAAUGAAAAGUGGUGGCACGAUACCAAAGAGUAUAACUAUUACUCUUUGCACAAUACUGUGAUAAAUGUUGGAACCUUUUUAUCUAAAAAUGAUUGCGAUAUGCCAUCAAAUCAAGCUCAAUAUCAAUAAAGAUCAAGAUCAAUAAAUUGCAAUCACCAAUAACUUCUAGGAAUCCAAGAACUCUGCCAAUCAUUACUGAAUCAAUAAUGAAGAUUAGACAAAUGCAACUAAUCAAAAAUAACAUAUCUUUUGAACUUAAGGAUAGCUGCAAUUAUCAAGCAAGGAAUUUAAGAUCCGCUUAUGAAACUCUCGCUUUACUCUCGCUAAAAACAUACAAGAUUUUCGCCUGUAAGCCAAAUAGAAGUGAGUUGGAAAAUUUACUUGGAAUAAUGAAAGAUGACCUGAAUCUGUGAGUAAAGAAGAUGCUGAAAAGAUA